AUACACCCGACCAAGGAGACAAAAACAAAAUGCAAGGCGAUAACGACGACGACGAUCGCCUGGUCGUAGGGGGGGCGUUCUACGACUUGGCGUCCCAGUGCCUCACACCCCUCGUCGGGGGGCGAGGGGGCCCCGUGAAUGGUGGCUUGUGGUCUGACGUGGUGAAGGCUAGGCGUGCGGGAGACUCAAGUGGCUCUCAGGGUGGUGCGAACGGCACGAUUCGAGCGACGUACUCGUUCGCGGAGAGCUUCGACGGCACCUCCUCGUUGCAGUUCACGGGUGUUCUGAACGAAAAAACCACCGCUUCUUUCCCUCUCUACAGCUGCGAUGUACCCCUGCCUGCGGAGCCCCUAGAGAUCCGGUUGACCUUCUGCGGCAACGCCGACAGCGAAAUGGCCCUACUCCUGUCCCUAGACGUACCCGGUCAGCUCGGGGGACGCCGUGAAGUGGUUCUUCGCGACUGGGGGAAGGAGGGAGCUCCCAAGAAGCAGCAGGCGAUUUUCUCGAAACGGCUGACCUUCACGGAGACAAAGGCCACGUACUGCCCGGUGCGCGAGGAGAGCGGCCGGGGGCUAUCGGCGGCGGCGUCAGCAGAAGAUGGUCUCCAAGCUAGGGUCAGAGCUCUUCGUGAUGCCGGGGAGUCCUAUGAUGCCAUCCGGACCCGGCUUGGCGAGGAGCGCAAUGGCCGCGCUGACUCGCCUUCUUCUGCUGCCGCCACCGGCACAUCCCUAUCGUCAACAUGGAUCACCCGGACGUACGUUGUGCGGGACCUCCGGAUGGGAGGGUCUCGCGCCAUCCGCGAGGUAAGCUUGGUCUGCGCCCGGCGAAGAAAGUCGCCGACCUUGUCUACCCAAGGAGAGGGCGGAGAAAAGGUGGCGGCGAGAUCGGCGUGGUCCGCCCUCCCGGGUGGAAGGCGUCUCGAAGACAGCGGUGGCGGCGUUAGCAACGCCGGCGGGAGGAGCGGGGCGGAACGGAGGGGAGUUGCAGGGCUAGCGGCGUAUCGCGCUUUCCUGGGCGAGGUGGUAAUCGGCCCCUGGCGACGGGAAACGCCCUCCACGUUCGGGAGGAUCGAGGGCCUGCGCGCGGAAGAGGUGGCGUGUUUCUACGGCGAGGGCGAGACCGGUGGCGGCGGCGGCGGCGGCGGAGGCGGAGGCAUCGCCGUCGACCUAUCCCUUGCCUGGGAAUCCGAAGGCUGCGUCGGCAGGGGCAGGGGUUCUGCCAAGAGGGAUGGCGUGUUUGGUGCCGGGUCUCCGUGGGCCACGCUCCACUGCGACGUCUGGGGGGUACGCGGCGGAGAAGAAGAGGGGGGGGGCGGUCACUGGCGGUGGCUGGGCAGGGCGUACGGGCAGAAGUACCGCCUGACGAACCUUCGGGUUGGUGGUGGUGGGGGUGGCCGCGAGGGAGGGGGGGCAAGGGGCGAGGCAACCAGCGGGUCGUCGCUGGUGCUCGCGGUGCAGCAGGUCAACGCCAUGGGCUAUAGAGAGCCUGUUGAAGACUGGGCCCGGCUGCACCUGUGUCUGCCAUGAUUCACACCGCAGCCCCCCCAGCUGCUGCUGGUCGCUUCCAAGGGUAACGCCUCCUCGAUGCGUACAUACUUCGUGAAAUGUGUCGCUUUUGUCUCAAAAUAUCAAUCGGUCCGGUGAACCUUCUUCCAUCGGUACCGGUCCAACUUACCCGCGGACGCCUUCCGUUGUCACGAGCCAAAAGUAGCGUGGCGUGCGAAAGGAGGUCUUGGGUGCGACUAUGUUCGCUUGUGCGCGGUAUCUACUGUGAUAGGUCGCACGCGCGCACAAUUGUUGAACUAUCGUGAGGUGUCGUUCGAGUAAAAAAAUGCAGGAAUCGCUUUUGAUAGGGCAAUGUCGGCAAUGUGGACGUGUGGUGGUGGGUGUUAGUGGUCUCCAUUGUAAAACGGACGGAGGUUGCUUUUGGUGCGCGCUGUGGUGCCGUAUUGGUUUGGUGGGCGAGGGUGCUGCAUCUCAGCGAAGGAGACAGGAUUGAUACGAGG
Ectocarpus sp. CCAP 1310/34 is the source of this 2005-nucleotide messenger RNA. The record is from the annotation of a GenBank genome assembly. NCBI's taxonomy places the organism in Eukaryota, Phaeophyceae, Ectocarpales, Ectocarpaceae.